AUGGUUUGUCUCACUGAAACAUGGUUGGAUAACACUGUCACUGAUAAUGAUAUAAAUUUUUUUGAACAUCAUGUUCCUUGGCGUCUUGAUCGUAACCGUCAUGAAGAAGGUUGCGCAAUUUAUGUUCGGACAGACUUUCACUCAGUUAGACUUGUAGAAUUUGAAGAGGCUACGUUUGAAAUUCAUGCGAUUCGUUUAACAUUAAUGAAUCGACAACAUGUAACAAUCUUAAAUAUUUAUCGUCCUAAAACGACUACUAUGCAACGUCUCUUCGCCCGUUUAAGUACUAUUUUAGAUGAGUUUGGCAAAUCUAAGUACAAAGACGUGUAG
This is a messenger RNA of Didymodactylos carnosus, 330 nucleotides long. NCBI's taxonomy places the organism in Eukaryota, Metazoa, Rotifera, Eurotatoria, Philodinida, Philodinidae. The record is from the annotation of a GenBank genome assembly.